ACCUUAAUUUAUGCAGCAAAAAAGUACCAACGUGGUACUGGCUGCUUCCGACAAGGAAAUUGAAAGUGAAAGGAAGAUUCAGUACAGAUGUAAAGCAGUGAACAGCAAAUGCCUCUCGAUAUGUCCUUUUAGAUUGUUUGUUUCAGUCUUCAUAUGGGACCAUCACCAUGGAAGUCAGUGAAGAUGCUAUCGAGCAGGAGAAAAGUAUCCGCAGGUUGAGGGAGAUGCUUCAUGUGAGUGACAUUCCUGUUCCGACAGCGACAUCUCUGAUGACAAAGUACAACAAUGACUAUGAACUGGUGACUCAAAGAAUCCUAGACCUGAAGGACCUGGAUGAUGAAUCAGAGGGUGAAGCUGAGAACCAGGGAGAGCCUGCUGCAGAGGAUGUGAAUGAAGACAAUGUUGACCAAGUCCUCCAGGACAUUGCAGACCGGUUGAAAGCUCUACCAUUGACUGAGGAUAAUGUGCGAGCGUUUGACUUGGCAAAGAGAAAUGAGAUUCCCUGCAGUCAAAGACAGUUCUCAUGCUUGGAUUGUGAUCGAAGUUGGUGGAGAGAGGUACCAGAGAGGAAACAGGUCUCACGAUGUCGUUACUGCAAAAGAAGAUAUGAUGCGGUGCCCAGAGAUAACGAAUGGGGUCUUGCUAUGUACAUUUGCCAAAACUGCAGUCACUCUUUCAGGGGCUAUGGACAGAUGGGGGUCCCUGCACCAUGCUACAGAUGCCGGAGUAUUGUCUUUCCCAUCCAGAUCAUUCCACCUGAACAGAAUCAGUUCAGACCGGACAACAGGAGUCGGAAUACGCAUGGCUGCUGUGCUGAGGACUGUUGCAACCGACAAGAACCUUAUGUUCCUGGUACACACUGUGUCCAUCCUAGGACACGGCAGAUACGCGGUCUACCCAAGGUAUUGUGUCCCAGCCAGACCCACGAGUCUACGGGCUCCACUGUGGCCAGCUGUGUCAGCCAGAGCUCCUCAAUGGAAUGUGACAUCGAGGAAAUCAUCCAGGAAGAUCUGAGAGCAGUCCCAGAGGGAGAUGAAGACGACGAUGAAGAUGAAUGAAAGCCACAAGCCACAGCUCCUCCACUUGCCUUCAUCUUUACACUGGCAACCACGAUGAGGCUGAGAAUUGGGAAUCGAGGGAUGCUGCCAUUUUGAAUGUUGGAAUGUGGGUGGAGAGGCCUGAAGCUCUACAGGCCAUUAUAAAGCCUGACUUGGUAAUUUGUUACUGAAAGCAUUCUUGCUUCCAAUUGUUUAUCCUUUGCAGGUAUCAUUUCAUUAAACAGUCUGCCAAAUA
Chiloscyllium plagiosum (whitespotted bambooshark) is the source of this 1293-nucleotide messenger RNA. RefSeq names its product shiftless antiviral inhibitor of ribosomal frameshifting protein homolog. Gene Ontology annotation, biological process: innate immune response; viral translational frameshifting. The record is from RefSeq and is a predicted model, not a curated record. NCBI's taxonomy places the organism in Eukaryota, Metazoa, Chordata, Chondrichthyes, Orectolobiformes, Hemiscylliidae. Gene Ontology annotation, molecular function: sequence-specific mRNA binding; ribosome binding.